AUAAAUUCAGCCGUCCCAUCUACUCGCUUCAUAGACCCUUCAGUGGAGCCGGCCUCCACUCCACCAAUUGCUUUCAGGGGACUGGGAAAUUUGCUGUACACAAAACAAAGGAGGAAACUAAUCUACGAAGAACUAUAAAGACAUAUACUAUCUCCACGAACUUGGUGUUAAAUCCAAACAUUGCAAAAGCAACGGUUGGCCCUAAUACACCUGCGAGUGGAUUUGCAGAAGACAGCGCUGCUUGGAGCGAGGGUGUAUCAGACCUCCAGGAGGUGGCCUCCCUGAAGGAGCGGAUGGCACGGUACCAAGCAGCUGUUUCCAGGGGUGACUGCCGCAGCUUCUCUGCUAAUAUGAUGGAAGAAUCGGAAAUGUGCACAGUGCCCGGUGGUUUGGCCAAGGUGAAGAAACACUUUGAAGAUGAAGUUACUUCUUCUCGUAAUGCGUUUGCUCAGCACCAAUACCAACAGCAGAACAGAUCUGAGCAGGAGGUAAUCCGGAGCAGCCAGGUCAACAUUUCAAGAAGCAGCCAAGAAAUGGCAAGAAAUGAACAAGAAGUGUCCAAAGAACACAAAACUGAUGUUCUUGGAACAGAAAUGGUUUCUCACCUUGAAAAGCACACCGAGGAAAUAGACCAAGCUUCUCAGUUUCAUCAAUAUGUUAAAGAAACUGUCAUUGAUACACCUGAGGAUGAAGAGAUUCCAAAGGUUUCAACUAAGUUGUUAAAAGAGCAAUUUGAAAAGUCUGCCCAGGAAAAGAUUGUUUAUUCUGACAAAGAGACGACGACGACCCCAGCCAAGCAGAUUAAGAUUGACAGUGCAUAUGGAGAGACUUUACAGCCAUCCUCAGUUGUGGCUAGCUCUUCCACUUCUUGCACUGCAACCAGCCAGAGGAAGGAAACAUCAACCACAAGACACCAUGAUCACAGUGUCACUUCCUCAACUCUGGCACAAGCUAAUGGUACUUCUUCAGGAAAGACAGAAGAAUUUCCUCCUCCCCCACCUGAUGUACUUCAAACUCCAAUAGACGUGACAGCAUUUUCCCAGUCCCCUGAAUUCCCUAUCCCUCCUAGAAGACUACCAGUCCCCAAAGAUUUAUAUUCUAAGCAAAGAAAUUUGUAUGAAUUAAACCGUUUAUAUAAACACAUUCAUCCAGAGUUAAGAAAAAACUUAGAAAAAGAUUAUAUCAGUGAAGUUUCUGACAUUGUUUCCAGUCAAAUGAACUCUGGAAGCUCAGUUUCAGCAGAUGUGCAGCAAGCCCGGUAUGUUUUUGAAAAUACAAAUGACAGUUCUCAAAAAGAUCUGAGCUCAGGAAGAGACCACUUGGAGUGGGAUGAAAUUCUGAAGGGGGAGGUGCAGUCCAUUAGAUGGGUCUUUGAGAAUCAGCCAUUGGAUUCCAUCAACAAUGGCUCUCCUGACGAAGAUAACAUUUCCAAGGGCAUUGCUGACCAAGAAAUCAUUGCUGGUGGUGAUGUGAAAUAUACCACCUGGAUGUUUGAAACCCAGCCCAUAGAUAUACUGGGGGCUCAUUCUGCUGGCACUGAAGAAAAUGCAGAGAAAAUUCCUGAGCUAGCCAGAGGAGAUGUCCGCACAGCCCGGUGGAUGUUUGAAACAAGGCCAUUAGACUCACUGAAUAAAAUGUAUCAAAGUCAAGAAGAAUCAGCAGUAACUGUCAUUAAAGAUAUAACUGGGGGAGACGUCAAGACUGUGAGAUACAUGUUUGAAACUCAACAUCUUGAUCAAAUUGGACAGCUUCAUUCAGUGGAUGAGGUUCACUUACUGCAACUUAGGUCUGAGCUCAAAGAAAUUAAGGGAAAUGUUAAGAGAAGUAUAAAAUGUUUUGAAACUCAACCAUUAUAUGUCAUUAGAGAUGGUUUAGGUCAAAUGCUAGAAAUUAAAACUGUACACAGAGAAGACGUUGAAAAGGGGGAUGUGAGAACAGCACGUUGGAUGUUUGAAACACAGCCAUUAGACACAAUUAACAAAGAUAUUACAGAAAUUAAAGUUGUUCGAGGAAUAUCCAUGGAAGAAAAUGUCAAAGGUGGGGUAAGUAGGGCAAAGUGGUUAUUUGAAACCCAACCUUUGGAAAAAAUCAAAGAAGAGUCAGAAGAAGUCAUUGUUGAAAAGGAAACAAUAAUAGGUACAGAUGUCUCCAGAAAGUGCUGGAUGUUUGAAACACAGCCAUUAGACAUUCUAAAAGAAGUGCCUGAUGCAGAUCCUUUACCACCUGAGGAGAUAAUCGGGGGUGAUGUACAAACUACUAAGCAUCUAUUUGAAACACUUCCAAUAGAGGCUUUAAAAGAUAGUCCUGAUGUAGGAAAGCUUCAAAAAAUCACUGCUUCUGAAGAAGAAAAAGGGGAUGUUAGACACCAAAAAUGGAUUUUUGAAACUCAACCUCUAGAAGAGAUUAGAGAAGAUAAAAAAGAGUACACACGAACAGUGAAACUUGAAGAAGUAGACAGAGGAGAUGUCAGGAAUUACACACAUCUCUUUGAAUCAAACAAUUUAAUUAAAUUUGAUGCAUCACAUAAAAUAGAGGUGGAAGGAUUCACAAGAGGUGCUGUAGAGCUAAAUAAAUCUCUCUUUGAGACGACACCACUGUAUGCCAUUCAAGAUCACCUUGGAAAGUACCAUCAAGUGAAGACAGUCCAGCAGGAAGAAAUCCUAAGAGGUGAUGUAAGAAGCUGCAGGUGGCUUUUUGAAACAAGGCCCAUGGACCAGUUUGAUGAAAGCAUUCAUAAAUUUCAGAUAAUUAGAGGCAUAUCUGCUCAAGAAAUUCAGGCCGGAAAUGUGAAAUCUGCUAAAUGGUUGUUUGAAACCCAACCUCUUGAUUCAAUUAAAUAUUUUAGUAACGUGGAAGAAACAGAAAGUAAAACUGAACAAGCUACAGAUAUUGUUAAAGGGGAUGUCAAAACCUGCAAAUGGCUUUUUGAAACCCAGCCAAUGGAGUCUCUUUAUGAAAAAGUUUCAUUAAUGACUGGCAGUGAAGAAAUUCACAAGGGAGAUGUCAAAACCUGCACUUGGCUUUUUGAAACUCAGCCACUUGAUGCCAUCAAAGAUGAUGCUGAAACAACAGUCAAAUUGCAAACUGUAAAACAGGAGGAGAUCCAGGGUGGGGAUGUUCGUACAGCAUGUUUUCUUUUUGAGACAGAAAAUCUGGACAGUAUACAAGGAGAAGAAGGGAAGGAAAUCAAGCUGGUGGAAAUGGAUAUACAAGCAGGAGAUGUUUCCAGCAUGAGAUAUAAAUUUGAAAAUCAGUCCUUAGAUUCUAUAAGUUCCAGUUCAGAGGAAGUUUUGAAAAAGAUCAAAACCCUAAAAACUGAAGAUAUUCAGAAAGGCAAUGUUUUAAAUUGUAGGUGGCUUUUUGAAAAUAAACCAAUCGAUAUGAUAAAAGAAAGCCAAGAAGUUGAUGAAUUGGUUAAGACAGUGACAGACAUACAAGGUGGGGAUGUGAGAAAGAGGUGCUUUAUUUUUGAAACGUUUUCUUUAGAUGAGAUUAAAGAAGAAUAUGACUAUAUCAGCACCAAGAAAACAAUUACUGAAGAAGUAAUAAAGGGUGAUGUAAAAAGCUACAGAAUGCUCUUUGAAACCCAGCCACUCUAUGCAAUUCAAGACCGAGAAGGGUACUAUCAUGAAGUGACAACAGUUAAAAAGGAAGAGGUGAUUCAUGGAGAUGUGCGAGGAACAAGGUGGCUUUUUGAAACAAAGCCAUUAGACUCGAUUAAUAAAUCAGAAACUGUGUAUGUUAUUAAAUCCGUCACACAAGAAGACAUUCAGAAGGGAGAUGUUAGUUCUGUCAGAUACAGAUUUGAAACCCAGCCACUGGAUCAGAUUUCAAGAGAAUCAUGUAAUAUUAUGCCCACUGUUGACAAUAUUCAAGGUGGCGAUGUAAAGACAAGUAAACAACUUUUUGAAUCUGAAAAUUUUGAUAAGAGUAAUUAUGUAAGAACAGUAAGUGUCAAUGAAAUACAAAAGGGCAAUGUCAAAACAUCUACUUGGCUAUUUGAAACCCACACUGUAGAAGAGCUUAGAGGAGAAGAGUUAGAUGACAGUAUCAGGACAGUCACCCAGGAAGAUGUGCAGAAAGGUGAUGUUAAGCAGGCAGUGUGGCUUUUUGAAAAUCAAACUUUGGAUUCCAUUAAGAAAGAAGAUGAAAGCAUCUCAAAAAUGACCAAGGAAGAAAUCCCUCCUUCUGAUGUCAAAACGACUACCUGGCUCUUUGAAACAACACCCCUUCAUGAAUUUAAUGAAACUAGAGUAGAAAAGGUAGAGAUUAUUGGCAAGAGCAUUAAAGAAACCUUAGAAGAUCUGUACUCUCAAAAAUUUAUCCAGGCUCCUGGAAUCAUCAUUGAAGCUGAUGAAGUUGGGGAUGUCCGAAUGGCAAAAUACAAGCUAAUGAACCAAGCAUCUCCUGAGAUACAAAAAGAAGAAAUUAUCAGGGCUGAUCUCAGAAAUAUAAUGGUGAACCUACUUUCCAAAAGAGACUGUACAAAAAGAGAGAUAUUGGUUAGUGAAGAAGAGAAGGGAAAUGUUAGUUUGACUAAAACUCAAUUAUUAAGCAGAUCUACCGAAUUUCAUACUGAAAAAGAAGAGAUAGUGAGAGGUGAUGUACAACAAGCAAUAAAAAGUCUGUUCUCUGAGGAAAGAUCUGUAAAGAAAGGCAUUUUAAUUCAGGAAGAUGAAAGAGGAGAUAUUAAUAUGACUAUCUAUUGUCUUCUUCAUGAAAAUGAUGGUGACACAAUUGAGCGUGAAGAAAUAACAGGGGGUGAUGUAAGAGGUACCAUUCAUAAUUUAUUGUCUUCUACAUCAAACAACAGAAUAUCUGAAAGGGCUAAAAUUGAUGCCUCUGAGAGGGGAAAUGUUCAGUUUUUCACAACAUGCAUAGAAACUGGAGCUUUGGAUUACCUCAAACAACUUCAGACAGGGUCAAAUGAAACAGUAACAGCUGGGAAACAAGAAAAAGAGGAAGAAAUAAUUGGUGGUGAUGUUGAAGGCACAAAACUGUUACUAAAGCAAAGACAGUCUCAGUUUGAACGUACUGUGAAUGAAACUGACAUCAUCCCAGGAGAUGUGCAUAAUAAAGUUAAGGUUUUUAUGACAGAACCUCAGAGUACAUCUGGUAAGACACCCAAAGAAGAAAUUAUAAAAGGUGAUUUGACAUCAACCCUAAAUUCUCUCAGACAGGCCAUAAAUCAGAAAACAGUGACUAAAACAGAAGAAACUAUAAAAGGUAACAUGCUGGCCACACUCAAGUCACUUAAAGAAUCAAGCCACCAAUGGAAAGAACCUAAACAGCCUGAUGUCAUCCCUGGUGAUAUUGAGCAAGCUAUUGAAUGCCUUGAAAAGGCUGCAAAUACAAGGACAGAAAUCCUGAAAAAGGAGCUUAUCCGAGAUGACCUUGAAACAUCAUUAAGGUCUUUGAAAGAAGCACAAGGCGCUUUCAAAGAGGUAGGUAAAGAAGGUGUAAUCAAAGAUGAUGUGCAAGCUGUGAUGGCAGGAUCUUCGGAAGAGCAGAAAACAGAGAUGCGUCAAGUGGCUGUCCAGAGGGACAAAAAAAGUCUUCUUCAGCCAAGGCCGGGACCAUUUGAGCCAGCAGCCAGGUGGCAAGGCGGAGCAGACACUCUCAGUCAAACUUCAGGAAAAUCUUGUCAUGAGAACUUAGUAGAAAAAAGAACUGAGGAUAAUCUUCCAAAAGGCCCCAAAGGCACUGUAAAGAUUGUCAUAGAUCGUGAACAAAACAAUGAUGCUCUUGAGAAAAGCCUUAGAAGACUGUCUAAUUCACAUCACAAAGCUAUUAAAAGUGUACUGGAAGCAGGAGACAGAAUGGGUGUCUGGACUGAUACCACAAGAGAACAGAAUCUUAGAGAUGAACAUAUGAGCAGCCAAUUAACUUCAACUGCGUCAGUUAAGGAAAAUCUAAAAACUAAAGAAUCAGACACAGUGAGGGAGCUGAAGAAAGAUGAUGCCUUUAACUCCACCCAAUUUAUCAACAAAACAGUUGGAAAGCAACAGACCCAAACCUGUGAUCUGAGGAAUGACCACCAGACAACUGAGGCUUUCCAUGUAAAGAAUCCCAAAAAGACGAAAACCAUUAAAAUAUCAGCAGAUACACAAAGCUCCAAGCCCAACCCCUCCCAGCGUCCAAUCAACAUGCCAGUUGGAGAAACUUAUGAAGUUGCAGGGGACUUUCAGAAGAAAACUUUGUUAAAGCAAGAAAUGCAAUAUUCUAAUAAGGAUAUAAAGAAAAAGGAUAUGAACCUUCAACCAGUGUGGCAGCCUUUGCCUGUAGAUCAAGACAUAUCCAAUGUAACAGAAGCAAAAGUCUCCGAAAAGAGCCACAAUAAAUUUAAGGUGACCGACAAAAAGGAGGAGACUGAUGUUUAUUUGAAAAGCCAGGACUUUCUAAUGAAGACAAAUACUUCCACAGACUUAAAAAUGGCAAUGGAAAGGUCCUAUAAUCCAACCAACUUUAACCCUCAGAAUGAUGUGAAAGAUACUGAGUAUCCCUUUCCCCCUCCAUCUCCACCUCCUCCACCACCUUCCAACGCAUCAUCUGAAAUUGAAUUUCCUCUUCCUCCUCCACCGCCUUUAAUGAUGUUGCCUGAAAAAAAUGGGUUUCCUCCCACACUGUCCGCAGAGAAGAUAAAGGCUGAAUUUGAAAGCUUCCCAAGCCUCCCUCUUCCUCCACCUCCAGUAGAUGAGAAAUCUGAAAAAGAAUGUCUAUCAAUGUUUCUACCGCCACCUCCUCCCCCUUUAACUCCAUCUCAAAAAUCAGCACCUAUCCUUUCUUCCUCUGUUCCAGAAAAGCACAGUGGAACAUUCACACACCAAUAUUCCCAAAAAGAAGCCUCAAGCUCUCAGCAAAUUCAUUCUCAGGCUAAAAUCAUAAAAGGAAAAUCAGGUGUGGUGCCACCUCCCACAUUGCCCAAACCCAAACUUCCCAAGCAUUUAGAAGAUAAAAGGAAUGAUCUCUCCCUAAAAGUUCAAUUGGAAAAUUCCCUGUCAGAUAUGGAAUGUAAAAUUACUCCCUCAAAUGACCAGAAAGGAGUCACAAUAGCGACCGGCAGUGAACACACAGAGAUAAAGCAGAACAUAUUUAGAAAGAGUCUUGAUGAAAGAAAACAAUUAUCUAUUGACUCUGCACAAUCUCUCUCAGAAACAAUUCCAGGGACUUCAGGAGCCAAGAAGAAACAGGUAGCACCUCUCAUAAAAUCUCACUCAUUUCCAGUAAGUUCAGGACCACAAAGUCCAAAACCUUAUAUGAGAAAAUUUAAGACGCCUUUAAUGAUUGCUGAAGAGAAAUACAGACAACAAAGAGAAGAGCUUGAAAAACAGAAACAGGAGAGCUCUUACUACAACAUUGUCAAAACACAAAGCCGACAUCGAAACACAGCAGAGUUAGAAAAGGAAAUUCCAUUACAAAAAACAAAUAAGGAGGUUCCCCUAUCUGGAAUUGACUCAGAAGGCACUGUGGUCCAACCCAUCCCAAACUCUCAAAGUAGUGCUCAGGCACUAGGAGUGUGUUCUGGUAACCAGGUCUCCACAUCAGCAGUGACGGUUGCUGCCAAGAGCCUCCAACAUGUUCUAGCUACCUCAGAAGACAAAGAAAACAUGAAAAACGAAGUUUUACAGAGUUCAAGGGACACUAUGCAAUCUAAAGCAGCUUGUGAAAUUAAGCAGACUCACCAAGAAUGUAGCACACAACAAACAGAACAGAAGAAAUACCUGGAGCAGUUGCACAUGCCCCCAAACAAACCAGUUUCCCCAAGUUUCAAAGUUAAAACUAUCAAGCUUCCAACUCAAGAUCAUACGUUAAAUGAAACAGACCACAGCCAUGAAUGUCAUAAGAAGCAAUCCAAAGUUGAGGUUCAAACCAUUACCAAACAACAGAAUCAGGAAACCAAGAAAAUUGAAGCAAGCACCGAAUAUAGUAAUAAACAAUCUGUGGCUGAAAAAUAUCAUCAGUUACCUAAGAAGGAGAAAAGAGUGACAAUAAAAGUGCCUACAGAAUCCACAGAAAUGAACCACGAAAGUAAGCUCAAGAUGGUCCCUGAGAAGCAGAGAGAAUUUAGGGAAUCUGAGAAAGGGAAACUUCCAGGAAGUGAAGAAAAAAAUCAGAGAUUAUCAGUGAUUGGUUUAAAAGAAGAGAGAUUAAUAGUUGAAAGAAAACAAGAACAUUCGAAGACUAAGUCAGCACCAAAGGUCGUCAAGCAAAAGGUUAUUGAUGCAUAUCUUGAUUCACAGACUCAGAAUUUUCAGCAAACACAGACUUCUGAAAGUAAAGUUGAACAUAAAAAAUUGCCCCAGCCAUGUAAUAGUCUGCAGGAAGAAAAAUGUCUUGAAGUCCAGGGCAUACAACAGAAACAAGUCUUCUCUAAUACUAAAGAUUCAAAGCAAGAGAUUACACAGAACAAAUCUUUAUUUUCAUCUGUGAAAGAAUCCCAGCAGCCUGAUGGAAAAUGUGCCGUAAAUAUAUUGGAAUUCUUGAGAAAACGUGAAGAACUACAAGAGAUUUUGUCUAGAGUAAAACAGUUUGAAGCAGAGCCAAAUAAAAAUGGCCUUAAAACAUUUCAGACACUGUUAAAUAUUAUCCCCGUAUGGCUGAUAAGUGAAGAGAAAAGAGACUAUGGAGCUCGCCUUGCUAUGGAGAAUAAUUUAGAAAAAGUGAAAGAAGAAAUAACACAUAUUAAAACUCAAGCAGAGGAUAUGCUUGUGUCCUGUGAAAAUAUAAUUCAAACAGCCAUGAGAUCCUCCAAAACAGGAAAGCAAGGAAAUAAACCUACCAGUCUUAAUGAAACAUCUUGGAAAGUAUCUAAUGCUAAUGUCAGCUAUAAUAAAAACACUGAACAGAAAGAAAAUAUAACAGCAGAAGAAAAAACAGUACACCACCAAGUAGCAACUCAUCAGGAAGCAACUGCUCAAACUCAUGCAAAAACCCAUCAGGAAAUUAAACUCGAGGACAGCAAGAUUUCUCCUCCCUCUAUAAAAACACGCCCACCAUCGCCUACUUUUAUAACAAUCGAAUCCACUGCCAGACGAACAGAAACUUCUGCUAAGGAUGAGCUCUCUCAGUCCCCUAAGAAGGACGGUUGCAUUGAACCCCCACCUAGAAGGCCCACGUCACAAACAUCGAGAAUUCACAGAGCAAACACCUCCCCUUCUCCGCCCAGGAGUCGCUCGGAACAACUUGUCAAACUGAAAGACACCACUGCAAAGUUAUCCCGAGGGACCAUCCCAUCUCGGUCUGUCACCCCGGUUCCGAUUGUAGAGAAGAGGUCUGAAAUCAUCGUGUCUCCUGCAACGCUGCGUCGUCAAAUUAAGAUAGAAACUCGUGGUAGGGACUCUCCUACAAUCACAAUACCUGUGAGUGUAAAUCAUGCAGCUAGUGGCUCUUUCAGGGAAUCCAUGGAGGCUCAAGAGAAAGUUAGGCAAGUAGAGAAAAGAGCCACCUACGUUCACAAGGAUGGGGGAAAUCCCGCUGCCCGUACGGUGCCGGAUACGGAAAGUUACGAUGCAGUGGAAAUCAUCCGCAAGGUUGAGGUGCCUCACCUGUCAGAGCACAUACACAGAUAUGAAGCAGCCAACCGAACUGUGCAAAUGGCUGAAAAUUUUGUGAAUGACCGUGAAAAUGAAAUAAACAGAUGGUUCAGAGAAUUCGAAGACGGCCCAGUUUUUGAAGCAAAGUCAAAUAGAGUUUAUGCAAACGGAGAAGCCAACCAUAAUAUAAAACAAGAAAGUCGUACAUUUUGUAAAGAGGAAUUUGGAUUAACAUCUUCAGGAAACACUAGUUUUACAGGCUUUUCUUGCAAACAUCCUAGAGAGGUGCAAGAAAAAAUUUCUGUUAAGCAGCCCCGGGUCUGCACUGAAACAAGGUCUCUAACUGAACGUUUCUCAGGCAUGGAUGCAUUUGACAGUCAGAUUGUUGAGUCAAAGAUGAAAACCUCUUCAUCAUAUAACUCAGAAGCUGGCAAAUCUGGCUUUGACUUCAAGCAUGCCCCACCAACCUAUGAAGAUGUCAUUGCUGGCCAUAUUUUAGAUAUCUCUGAUUCACCGGAAGCACUCAGAAAAAAUUUUCAAAAGACAUGGCAGGAGAGUGAAAGUGUUUUUAAAAAUCUGGGAUAUGCAGCCUCAGAUUCUUCUGCAGCUGAAAUGAGAACCACCUUCCAAGAGGAAUCUGCAUUUAUAAGUGAAACUGCUGCUUCAAGACAAGGAAAUAUGUAUACUUUGUCAAAAGACAGUUUAUCCAAUGGAGUGCCUAGUAGCAGACAAGCAGAGUUUUCAUAAGUCCUGCUUCCGAUGCCACCACUGUAACAGUAAAC
Molecule: messenger RNA, 10315 nt
Organism: Lemur catta (Ring-tailed lemur)
Lineage: Eukaryota; Metazoa; Chordata; Mammalia; Primates; Lemuridae
Gene: XIRP2
Product: xin actin binding repeat containing 2
Exons: 8
Coding region: 294-10280 (3328 amino acids)
Biological process (GO): actin filament organization; actin cytoskeleton organization
Cellular component (GO): focal adhesion; stress fiber
Molecular function (GO): actin filament binding
Source: RefSeq, a predicted model, not a curated record